Messenger RNA from Seminavis robusta, 1127 nucleotides. The record is from the annotation of a GenBank genome assembly. Lineage: Eukaryota; Bacillariophyta; Bacillariophyceae; Naviculales; Naviculaceae.
CGAGUUACAGUCGAGUCACUGUCUCCACUAUGACGUGUUUCUUCUGCUGUAGGGUGAUGGCGAAGCAAGAUGGUGGUUCGGCGGUCUCCUCUUGUUGUUUGUGGUGGAAAGCAACGCUGGGCUUUAGGACCUACCGGGAGCUUUUCUUCAGUCUGACGCAUACCUUCUCAACACAAUAUCAAGCUACACCAUCCCUCGGUUCGCCGCUUGAUUUGGUGAUUUGGUUCCUUCCUAACGGUCCCAGCGGCGUACAAACCACAAUCAGCUGACCACAAUGGCAUUGCGCUUCUGGGUUGCCUUGCACCUGUUGGUAGUACUGUCGGUACAACCACACGCAACUACAGCGUUGCUGCCGAAUUCAGGGACGAAGAACAGAUUCCAAUUGUCGAGUAAUGGAUCCACAAGGAUUCCAUUAGCGCUGUGUGCUCAACCACGCAAUAACAAGAAUUCCCCGAACGGGUCUGAUGGUAAUGAUGAUGAUGAUGAUGAUGACGAUGGGGACGACGAAGAGGAAGUGAUGGCCAAAGAAAAGCUAUUUCGUGAACUCAUGGGUCUCUCCGAGGAAAAGUCCCAAAAGAAGACAGGGAAAAACAAGAACAAAAAAGGAGGUAUCAAGAGGCCAGCACACGACAACCGUGAUCAGUUACCAUUUCUGGUACAAGUCAUGACACCACCGGAAGAACCCUACGAACAACUUGCACAGCAACAACAAAGCAAAAUCAAGAAGAAGAAAAAGAAAAAAGGAAACAAAUUGGUACAGACAGACGUUGUGGGUGAAACACUUGGAGAGUUUCCUUUUGAAAAGAACACAGGUUCCGGCGACAGAAUUAUGAUUGACGAUGAGGUUUACGUGGUACAAAAGGCCAAGUGUCAGUACAGAUAUGCAGGAGGACAAAAGUUUGUCAUGGUGCGCAAAAUUCUGCAAGUGAAACCCAUGGCUCGUUCCAUGCAAGAAGACUACAUUAUGCGACAAUGGAACGCUCCAUCCGCGCCAGAGUCUGAAUAGGAUCGUCUGGCUCCAGUUGGUCCCAAACUGUCGUAUAGGCUCCUCUUUUGUACACACCAUGUAAAACUCCAAGCAGCAAGCUAUCAGCUCUUGAUUAAUAGAUCCCAGCCAAUGGCACAGU